AUGUCGACUUUUGGCUUCGUGCCUGAUCUUUUAGAUGAGCGCUACCUCGGACGAGUGCGAGAUGUGGUUGGCAAUGUCGAGCCUAUGCCGAAGCUUGUCCCUUACGACGAGUACAAGCAGGCCGUCAUCGUCUACCGCAUGGACAGCGAACACGACAAGUUUUUGUUCCAAAUUCAAGAGUAUACAAAACUCAUGUCGGAGCUGUUAGGCAAAGAGCUGUGGACGUAUUAUGUGCAGUGGGAGGUCGACAACAGCAACAGCGUUCCCAUACCCACGCCAAAGAAGCCUCGACUACAAAUCCCCCAGCACGAACCUCCUGCCCCCGAAGACCAGACGCCAAGGCGCAAGCCUAUAAUCGAUCAAGUCGACCGAGCCAUCAUCGACCCGGAACUGAUACAAGAAGAGGAAAUGCUGAGAGUCCUCAUCAACAUUGUGCAGGUUGAGAGUAGCAUGGUGCCCAAUGUUGUAGAAUGGCUUUACCGCUGGAUCGACUAUCUGGAGGGAGACGGGAAGGCUCUGAAAGCAGCGCUGAAGUGGGAGAUCCCGAGCUUGUGGGACUUCGACCAUCACCCGCUUGUGGUCUCCGGCGAGAUGAAACGGAGGCUAGAGGCAAUGAACACGGAGAUGAGCCAAGAGAAAGACGCGAUCAAAGCGAAUGUUAAAGAUGGAAACGCGUUGGAACAAAAGAUCGAAGACAACGAGCGUCUGAAGUACCGCGAAGUGAGAUAUGGUAUUCGACUACCAAAGGAUGAACAGCCGCUUCCACCUCUCUUCAACAUCCCCCUAGACGAAGACAAGCGCAAGAAGUACUACGACGCCUGCUACCGAUCACGCCACCGCGCUCUCGUUCUCCUUCUCGAAGCCGGCAUCAGCUUGCAGCAAAUCAGUAGUUACGUGAAGAAACAAGGUGUCCAUCCACGCGAUACACCAAUAAACGAAACAGACAAGGAACUGAUGGGUUUGAAGCAUUAUCGCAAGGACGCAGAGGCCGGCCAAGACUAUUUCAAGCUCAGAGCGACGCAGCAGAUACGGACGCUGAAGCAGACUGAGAUCGCCAUGAGCGACGAACUGGCUCUUGAGGGACAACAAGCCACCAGAGCUAGUGUCGCUCCACCCCGGUCGUAUGUGACCGAUGUCCCACAUGCGCCCGUAUACGUUCCCCAAAAUGUUGUUGCUGAGAGCCUAUGGAGCAAGAUACAGGCGGCGAAAGCAAAGAACGUUGAUAUAACCAACUACGUUCCAACGCCGCUUGUUGGAGGGAUGAGAAGCGCGUACCUGGAGCUUGCCCGAGACAGACGAGAGAUGAAAACUCCGGUCAUGUCGGACUAUCGAUCGAGAGGUCCACAGCCAGACCUUAAUUACGUCCCACACUACACGUCAGACCCCGAGGGAGACUCUGAGGAGGACGACAUCGAUGCUGAUGAGAGUGAGGAAGGAGGAGACGAUAACGGCGAUGACGAUGAUGAGAUGGAUGACGGAAGCGGCGAUAAUCUCAUACCAUCAUCAACACAUUCUGCGAGCGCUCCAACAUUGAACCACCCAUCCGCACCGCCCAGCGCUACUCUAUCCAGCGUACAAUCACCUGUCCUCAGAUUCGGGGGACCGCCACCUACGGGCCCUAGGCCAGUACAGUUUCCGCCGUUCCCAGCUCCGGUAGGGCAGACGCAUCCAAAUGAACCGCUGACAGAUGAGCGAAGGGAGGAACUGAGGCAUAUGCUUGCAAUCAUAACGGCACCUACUCAAGCACCAGCGGCCAGUCAUUCGACUUCUAGACCGUCAAAUCAGGCAUAUUCGAGCAUGGCGCCAGCGAACGUGAAUCAGACAAAUUACUUCGUACCAUCUCAGCAAACGCCAAGGCCUGCGACCACAAGCAUGCAUGCUGGAGGAGCAGGUUCACCACAGGCUCCUAGGACCUCAAUGACUUUUCAGCCCCCAGUGUUAACUAGACCAACAUUGAGGCCCAUCGUCCCGGAACCCCAACGACCGACUCUGCCUGGACAGUCUCCUCAUGCCCAACCGCUAGACUCUAUUGCGCCUCCAGCUUCAGGGCCAGGAAGAUGGACUAUGGAGCACUUUCAAAUCAAUUCUAGGGCUCGGCCUCCACCACAUCCAGCUCCUUUUAACCCGCCACCUGGGUUCGCUUCAAGUGAAGUGAGGUAUCACAAUUCGAAUUACCCUAAUACCAACCCUCAGCCUCCUCAGAUCUCACGGCCUUCACAAGCUAUGAUGUCAAAGCCACCCGUGCUUGGGUUUCCUCCGUUACCCGGCAGGUCGAAUGCAUAUCCUCCGGUAAAUAUGAACAGUAUAAACGAUCCACAAGCUGCUCAGCAACGUCGUUCAACCCCAGUACAGGUCCCGAACCAGUACGCUCCUCCAGUCAUGCAGCCUCCGCGACUACAAACCCCUGUAAUACAGUCACAGGGACGGCAACCUCCUACAACGCAACCACCGAGACAACAGUUCCCAGGCAUGCAGCCACCAAGACUACAAUUUCCAAACACGCAAAACACUUCCCAGAAUGUACACCCAGCACCGUCUUGGCCCGCAGCUCCAUCAAAUACAGUGCCUACAAUGGCCAUGACCACUCCAUCUUCUACACCACCACAGCAACCUAAUCAGCAACACCCAAACGCUCAGGUCAGUCGUGCGCGAGCCAUGCUCCAGGCGGCCACCAGACCAACAAUCCCAGUACCUAUGCCGCACUCAAUGCCACACUCAAACACUGGAAGAGUACCGUACUUCCCAGAUCCACGAGCAAUGAACCAAGUCACUACACCAGGAAUCCAGCGUAACGCCCCAGCACCUCUGACUCUACAACCCUCAACCCCCACCCCCACCCCCGGCCCCCUAACAUCACUCGCCGAAAGCAUACUCGCCACAACCCCCUUCCGCUCCACUGCCCGCGGCACCCCGAUACAAAUUUACUUCCCCAAAAUCGUCGUCCCAGGAAACGGCAUCGGGCCCGGCGGCACCAAGCUCGGCGACGACUACCACAUCGAAACCGACGCCCUAAUGCUCGGCCACACGAUCCCCGGCAGCGGAGAAAUCACACUCGAGCGCGCGCUCUUCAUGCCGCUAGGCUGCUGGACAAACACCAUUAAGCGCGUGCGUGCUGGCCACGCCGACGUGCUCGAAUCAUAUCCCUCCUCUUUCGGAUACAAUGAUAUUAAGCUUGGCGAGCCGAAACCCUGCCAUCUCGCGGCUUACGCCAAACUCUCAAAAGCACUCUCAUUCAUGGUGAGCGCCCCGAAGGCGCGCGAGGAAUUGUUGACGAAGCGCUGGCGCGUGACUCCUGGCCCGCUGACGCAGAUUGAUCGGGGCGCGGUGUGGGAGGGGUGGGGUGUUAGUAUUGAUCGGCCAAUUGGAAUGACGAGGGCGGAGAGGGAGGGUGUGAUGAGGAUGAGGUGGGUUAUUGAUGAUGGAAGUGAGAGGGUGAGGAGUGUGGAGGAAGAGGAGAAAUGGAAGGAGAUGGAGGAUUUUAUGGAGGAGGAAGGGGAAGGUUGGGAUUUUGAGGAUGAUGAUGAAAUGGAGGAGUAG
Messenger RNA from Parastagonospora nodorum SN15, 3537 nucleotides. RefSeq lists its product as hypothetical. Bases 1 to 3537 code for a protein of 1178 amino acids. The transcript has 2 exons. The record is from RefSeq and is a predicted model, not a curated record. Lineage: Eukaryota; Fungi; Ascomycota; Dothideomycetes; Pleosporales; Phaeosphaeriaceae.